Stylophora pistillata is the source of this 756-nucleotide messenger RNA. Its product is annotated as microfibril-associated glycoprotein 4. The record is from RefSeq and is a predicted model, not a curated record. Lineage: Eukaryota; Metazoa; Cnidaria; Anthozoa; Scleractinia; Pocilloporidae.
AUGCCCGAUGAAGGGAGCUGCAGAGUGAUGUGGUAUAUGGAGCCUAGUUGUGUGUCCAUUAAUAUUGGACCCUUGGAUGGCGAUAAACAGAAAUGCGAGUUGAAAAACGCAACGGAAGAAAACCAUGCUCCAUUUCUACUGGUGAAUAAAUCAGGUUAUAAUUUUCUUGCAAUCGAGAAUCCUUGCAGCAGCAGUCCAUGUUUGAACAAUGGCACCUGUCAGUCUGGAUUCACCAGUAAAGGUUUUUGUUGUGUUUGUCAGGAUGGAUUCAUAGGGGAAAAGAGCCAAUUAGAAGUCAAACUGAGAAACUGUGCUGAGAUCUACAAAUCAGGCAAAACAGCUGACGGUGUGUACACCAUUAAACCUGAUAACAUGUCUUCCUUUGAGGUAUAUUGCGACCAAACAACAACUGAUGAAGGAUGGACUGUGUUGCAGAAGAGACUAGACGGCUCGGUUGAUUUCUAUCGCUACUGGGACGACUACAAAUAUGGCUUUUGUGACCUUAAUGGUGAAUUUUGGCUCGGACUGGAUAAGAUUCACCGCCUAACCUCAGAAGGCAACAACAUGCUGCGUAUAGACAUGGAAGACUUUGAAGAGAAUACUCGAUAUGCGCAGUACAACAUGUUUGGUAUGACGGGUGAGAAUGACAAGUACAGGAUGAGCUAUGAUUCUUAUUCAGGUCAUAAAAAUUGUCAGCUUGUCAUGCUGAGCGUGAAUAUUCCUAACGCGGUUCCUUUUGUCAGGAAAUGCCGAUGA